Molecule: messenger RNA, 1359 nt
Organism: Brassica rapa (field mustard)
Lineage: Eukaryota; Viridiplantae; Streptophyta; Magnoliopsida; Brassicales; Brassicaceae
Product: abscisic acid receptor PYL4
Biological process (GO): abscisic acid-activated signaling pathway
Cellular component (GO): nucleus; cytoplasm
Molecular function (GO): abscisic acid binding; protein phosphatase inhibitor activity; signaling receptor activity
Source: RefSeq, a predicted model, not a curated record
AAGUGAUUUUUUCAUUUUGAAUCAUAAACUUUUAGUCAUAAGUUUUAUUAAAUCGUUUUUAUGUUUAUAUAUAUAUAUAUAAAAAUAUUUAUAUUUAUAUUUAUUUAUUGGAUAUAUGCUUUCAAUGUAACCGGUUGCUAAUUUUUUGAAAAACUUCACUUUUAUCCAUAUGAUUUUGUUUCCGCGUAUCCGAUUUCUAUUCCAGAAAUUCAAGUCAACAAAACCAUACAGGGGCAUAUAGGUAAAUUAACAAAGAUCAACUUGCCUUUUUGUUUUUCGUUAUCACCACUCGCAUACUCACAUGAACUCUGCAUUUAAAACUGUCUCUCUCAAACCGAAAGACACAACCAAACUUUUCUCGCAAGUCGCUGUAAAGUUGAUCUUCUUCCUCCUUUUUUAUAUACACACAUCUUCUUCUCCCUUUAACAUCUUUCUCUUCAAACCUCCACUUCCUCUUAACCCUAAAUAAAGAUAACAAAAGACCGAACUAUAUCAAGAUUUUAUAAAACAAGAACGUCGUCAACGUAACUCACAUCAACAUGCUCGCCGUACACCGCCCUUCCUCCGCUGUGACAGACGGAGACUCCGUCCAGGUCCCGAUGAUGAUCGCUUCUUUUCAAAAACGUUUCCCUUCUCUCUCACGCGACACAGCCGCAGCUAGUUUCCACACGCACGAGGUUGGUCCUAACCAGUGCUGCUCCGCCGUGAUCCAAGAGAUCUCCGCCCCUAUUUCUGCCGUAUGGUCCGUCGUCCGACGCUUCGACAACCCGCAAGCUUACAAACACUUCCUCAAAAGCUGCAACGUCAUAGGCGGAGACGGUGGAAACGUUGGUAGCCUCCGUCAAGUCCACGUCGUUUCUGGCCUCCCCGCCGCGAGCUCCACCGAACGUCUCGAUAUCCUAGACGACGAACGUCAUGUUAUUAGUUUCAGCGUCGUUGGUGGAGACCACCGGCUGUCUAACUACCGGUCCGUCACGACUCUUCACUCUUCUCCGAUCUGUGGAACCGUGGUUGUUGAGUCUUACGUCGUUGACGUGCCUCCCGGGAACACUAAAGAAGAAACUUGCGACUUCGUUGACGUUAUAGUACGGUGCAAUCUUCAGUCUCUUGCUAAAAUAGCUGAGAGUUCUGCGGUGGAAGGGAAGAAGAAGACGUCCAUGUAAUGAGUGUUUUGUUGUCUGAGUAGUAUCGUUUUGAUCCGGCGUCGUUUUCUUGUUUUUAAGCCGUCGUGUGAUCUAUGUUUUCCGGCUUAUUGUGUGAAAAAAGAGGAGAAUGCAUUAGUAAUUUAAUCUGUUAUGAUCAUAAUCUUAUGUUAUUUUUGUAUUUAAUAUCCAUAAAUAACCGAUUCUGAUAACCCUA